This is a messenger RNA of Podarcis raffonei (Aeolian wall lizard), 1888 nucleotides long. It is a transcript of the gene GCNT2, whose product is annotated as glucosaminyl (N-acetyl) transferase 2 (I blood group). Gene Ontology annotation, cellular component: membrane. Bases 86 to 1477 code for a protein of 463 amino acids. Gene Ontology annotation, biological process: transforming growth factor beta receptor signaling pathway. Gene Ontology annotation, molecular function: acetylglucosaminyltransferase activity. Lineage: Eukaryota; Metazoa; Chordata; Lepidosauria; Squamata; Lacertidae. The transcript is spliced from 3 exons. The record is from RefSeq and is a predicted model, not a curated record.
GCGUCUUGCUUAGCAACAGGCUGAGCUAACACAAAAGCCCUGCCUUGGCGACCUCGCUAGCCGUGGGCAUGUGGGAAGAAGCCCCAUGCAGCGCGGCGGCGCCCAGCUGAGGAGCCGCAUGCCUCGCGCGCAGCAGGGCUGCAGCCGGCGGGAGCUCCUUCCUGAGGCGGUCGGCGGGGGGAAAGGCGCGCUGCGCCUGGCGGCUUUGGCGUCGCGCGCCACAAUGCUGCCUCGCAGGCUCUCCUACCUUCUGGUAGCCCUCGCCCUCAGCAGCCUGACGGCGUUGCUGGUUUUCCUCCGCGGCCGGCCCGACCCUCCGGGUCCCAAGGAGGAGGCCCGGCGCCCGCGGGGUCAACAGCCCCGGCAGCAGCCCCAGCCUGGGAGAGAAGGCGACUUCCUCCGCGGGGCUUGCGGCGCCCUGGCCGCUGAGGAGAAGGCGUUCGUGUGGGGCAACCACCUGCGCACGCCCUUCGGGCAGUCGCCCGGCUGCGCCGAGUACGUGGAGGGCAGCCACUACGUCACGCGAGCUCUCUCGGAGGAAGAGGUUGCCUUCCCGCUCGCCUACGUCAUCACCCUCCACAAAGAGUUCGCCACGUUCGAAAGAGUCUUCCGCGCACUUUACGCGCCCCAGAACGUGUACUGCGUCCACGUGGACGAGAAGGUGUCGGGCGACUACAAGCAGAGCGUAGAGAGGCUGGUGGGCUGCUUCCCCAACGCCUUCCUCGUGUCCAAAGCCGAGCCGGUCAUUUACGCGGGGAUCUCGCGUCUCCAGGCCGACCUGAACUGCAUGAAGGACUUGCUGCGCUCCGAGGUCCGCUGGAAGUAUGUGCUCAACAUGUGCGGCCAAGACUUCCCGUUGAAAACCAAUAGGGAAGUCGUCCGCCACCUGAAAAACUUCAAAGGGAAGAACAUCACCCCCGGCAUCCUCCCUCCUGAGCCGAUCACCGUAAGGACCAAGUACGUUUACAAGGAGCACAUAGACAGAGAGUCCUCUUACAUGAAAAGGACUGGUACCCUCAAAUCACCUGCGCCCCACAAUCUGACAAUUUACUUUGGCUCUGCCUACAUUGCCCUCACCAGACCGUUUGUGGAGUUCCUUUUCCAGGACAAACGGGCCCUCGAUUUGCUGGAAUGGUCCAAGGACACCUAUAGUCCGGAUGAACAUUACUGGGUGACGCUCAAUAGGAUACCAGGUGUCCCCGGCUCCAUGCCAGAUGGUAGAUGGGAAGGUGACCUGAGAGCUGUCAAGUGGAGCAAUGAUGAAACUAAACAUGGAGGAUGUCACGGUCGUUAUGUCAGAGCCAUUUGUAUCUAUGGAACUGGUGAUCUGAAGUGGUUGCUGAAAUCCAAAAGCCUUUUUGCUAACAAGUUUGAACUGGAAACAUACCCACCAACCGUGGAAUGCCUGGAGUUGAGUGUUCGGGAGAGAACACUCAAUCAGAGUGAGAUACCGGUGGAACCAAGUUGGUACCUAUAGGAAAAGAUACCUUUUAAGUUGAUGAACAGAAACAAUCAUGUAAAGCCAGCAUUUUGGAUGGACCAUUCAUCGCACCUUGAAGCUGUGCUUCUUCAGGAUGCUCAAUAUGAGCCGUUUUUAUAACACUUUAAAUACCUUUGCACUAAGGCUGAAACAAGAUUUCAGGGCAAUCAAUAUAUUAGCUGAACUUCCUUGAUAUUUUAAAGAUUUUGGAACAGGGUUAUUCGCCCUGUCCAGAAAAAAACACUCAGGUAUUAUUUAUUAAUACUUUGGGAACGGUUUAUAUUAACCAAGAGAAAGACAGUGACUUCAGAUUUCAAGCUGGUCAUGUUAGAGCUUGCCCUUUGUUACAGUCAGGUCUCGCUAAGUGAUGGUUCAGGUCAGUGGAUUAAAAUUGACUACAUCUCUUCA